This is a messenger RNA of Mycosarcoma maydis (corn smut), 528 nucleotides long. RefSeq lists its product as uncharacterized. The record is from RefSeq and is a predicted model, not a curated record. The coding region runs from base 1 to 528 and encodes 175 amino acids. The transcript has a single exon. NCBI's taxonomy places the organism in Eukaryota, Fungi, Basidiomycota, Ustilaginomycetes, Ustilaginales.
AUGCCACGCUCAACGCUUACUUCGCAGGCACUACCAGCAGAGGUACAAGCCCUGCUCACACGCGAUACAGCUUCAUUACCGUCGCUUCGACCCCAAAAGCUCUUCUCACCCGAAGUCAAACCCAUCAUCUCCUCUCUCGCUCACCCACUCCCUGUGCUUGGCAUCCUGCAUCUGCUCAACGACGACAUUGAAUCCGCACACUCACUCGUCCAGGACGACGACUCGAAUCGCGACUCGAACCUGAUCCAUUCCAUUCUGCAUCGGCGCGAAGGCGAUUUUUGGAACUCGAAAUGGUGGCUCAAUCAGUUUUCCCACCCAUUCCUCGGCGAGCUUUACGCUGAGAAAGAGCUGGAUGGCAAGACGGGCGCCAAGCAAUUUGUCGAUAUGGUCCAACGUAUCACGUCAAAAGGAGCCGCGACGGCAUGUGCAGCACAGCGCGAUGUCAAGGAAGCCAAAGAAUGGCAGUGGAAGGAGCAUUCGAGCCUAGCGAGAUAUCUGUUCAAGCAGUACAACGUUGUCGUUGCUUAG